Molecule: messenger RNA, 4339 nt
Organism: Paramormyrops kingsleyae
Lineage: Eukaryota; Metazoa; Chordata; Actinopteri; Osteoglossiformes; Mormyridae
Gene: znf692
Product: zinc finger protein 692
Biological process (GO): regulation of transcription by RNA polymerase II
Molecular function (GO): RNA polymerase II cis-regulatory region sequence-specific DNA binding; DNA-binding transcription factor activity, RNA polymerase II-specific
Source: RefSeq, a predicted model, not a curated record
GCUUGGUAAAAAGCAAAACCCUUUCCACUUCCUGUCAUGCCUUAGUUCCUGUGUAGGGCUUCAUUAAAUGGUUUUUCCGUCAUUAAACGCAUUAAUCAUCAGUUGAUUACAGGUUAAAUAUAUCGGAACGACUUUCUUCUCCUUUUCGAGGCACCGUGAAUGUCCUUUGCUAUCGGACAGGUCCUGAACACGGAUUUCCAGGAUUUGCACGUAUUUCAGUUCAGCCGCCGAACUUAAAAGGGCAACUGGGUUAUGGCGGGUGGGACCCGCUAGUAAUCAACAAGGUAAAGUCAGUUAGGGUAACCCCAUGUUGCAGUAUCCUGUACGUUUUUAUGUUCUGCUGAAAUACAUGUAGAAAACAACUACAGUGUCCAACAGAUAUAAGGAUUUAUUUACAAAUGUCGGAAUUUAGGCUAUAUUCAUGUGCCCGUAUGCAUGCAUCUUUCUAUAACCAGCUGUACAUUGUCAAUCAGACGUCACUGAAACGUGCAGGAUAGAAUUAUUUCAAAGUUUUUAUUAAAAUAUGAGUUGUUGAUUGAACUGUUAAAUUCAAGGAUCGGUAUUUACAAACGGAUUCAAACAGGUGAUUAAAUCGCGUUUGUGACUGAGUUGCGCUCCUUGCGGAGUGUCCCUGUUCCUUCCAAAGGGUGCCCUUCCGUACGUCGUGCGUCCCGGCAUGGGUUCGCGACCCUGAAGGGAUGCAUCCGUAGACUGCUGUCAUAAAACCUCAUCAAGAAAACUAUUACUUCUUUACAUCUGGAGGGCAGCCGAACUGCGGUCAUGUUGUCCCGGGACGCGCUGCGGCGCCAGCGCAGGAGAGAGUUGGACGCUCGGCGGAGCAAGUCGCGGGUGCGCCUGGGGGGGUGCCUGCAGAGCUGGGGACAGCUGAAGGACAGACUGGGCUUUGCCCUGCACUCGGAACUGGCUCAAUACCUGCUUGAGAGCUAUUUCUCCAAGGUCUGCAUCAAGUGCUCAGGUGGCAUGAGCUUCGAGCAGAGAACGGCGACCAUAGUGACGUCGACAGAGAUGCUGCAGGGCCUGGUGCUGCUGGUACAUCGACACGGGCAGCAGUGUCCUUUCCCGCCCACCGUCUGCCGGGGCACCACGGAUGAGGACACCUGUGGGGGACAGGAAGGGGAUAAACAGCCAGAUGAAGAGAAGUGGGCAGUGAAGAGGUGUAGGGGAGCUGGAGAGGCUGAACUUGGUGCUCAAGGGUCAGCCGGUCAUGGAGAAGGAGGAUGUUCCUCCUGCCUGGUGAGGGAGGAGGAGCAGACAGAAGCAGAGUCUCGGACAGGUGUUGUCCUGAGCUGCACCUGCCGGGGGGGGCAUGUCUUCUCUUGGUGUCCAUCUGGGAGCACCAGCGAGGAAGCUGGAGAGGGAAGUGGGAGUGAUGUCACAAGGGACGCUGCCCCCCCCGCAGGCCUGAGCAGGUACACAGAGCUGCAGAGCAGGGAAGUUAAAGAAGCAAGCAGGGAAGUUAAAGAAGCAAGCAGGGAAGCCGCUGGGGUGGAAACCAGAGACACUGAAGAUGGCAGCAUCGAGGAAAUUAGAGAAGCGGGGAACCGGCCGGAGGAUGGUGACGGAACCACAGAGACAGAGGAGCGCAGAACAGGGUCAAAACCAGUGUCAGAAUCAGAGACAGGACAAAACGUCCCACCAACAGAAUCUGUACAAACACAGGAGACAUGGAAGCCCACUGACGGUGAAGAGAAAGACCUGCACGAUGCCAAGCACAAGCACUACAGCAACGUCGUGGAAAAGGAGUCAACUGCCAUACCAAAACCUACCACAAGAGGGAGACAGAAGACAAUGAUUCAGCCCUCGACGGAAAAAGCGAAUUUCAGGUUAAUCACGAGGGACAACAGGAACACAGCGAGAGGGAUAACCAGCGAUGACAUUUCUCAGAUUGCUGGCAAAAGAAAAAGGAAGGCGACACCCAGGGACAUUUUGCCCUGUGAGGUCGAUGGCUGCGACAAGAUCUUCUCCACUCGCCAGUACCUCAAUCAUCACAUGAAGUACCAGCACUUCCAGCAGAAGACGUUCACUUGCUCCCACCCACCCUGUGGAAAGUCCUUCAACUUCAAGAAGCACCUGAAGGAGCACGAGAAGCUGCACAGCAACUGGCGGGACUACAUCUGCGAGUUCUGUGCCCGCGCCUUCCGGACCAGCAGCAACCUGAUCAUCCACCGCAGGAUCCACACUGGCGAGAAGCCGCUGCAGUGUGAAGUCUGUGGAUUCACCUGCCGCCAGAAGGCCUCCCUGAACUGGCACAUGCGCAAGCACAACGCCGAGAGUGGGUACCAGUUCCCGUGUGAGAUCUGCGGCCGGCGAUUUGAGAAGAGGGACAACGUGACCGCACACCGGAGCAAGAGCCACCCCGACCAGUCCCCUGCCCCCCCCGUGGGCACCGACCACAUAGAACCAGCGCUUGACUCCCCUGGGGAGUCAGAUACACCCAAAGGCAGGGACCUCCCCUCUCCGGCAAGCGACAGUGAUGGUGACUCCUUGUCUGCAGUCUGAGUCUCAUAGAUAGAUGCCUUUGUAAUAUGUGAUACACUGUGCCAUUGUGAACGAGUCCACAGAUCAACCCAUAUGCUGUGGUCUGACUGGUAAUGUGCCGUCACUCCUUGUCUUUCUUACAAUUGCUACACUUGUGCCCUCUUGUGGUGGGUAUUAUGAUUGUUACGGUAAGCUGACAUCUAGCUCUGACUCAAAAGCAGGACUGUCCCAUUCCGGUGAGUUUGCAGAUUUCCCUGCUCGAAACACACCUUAUCCAGCUCACCAGCUAAUUUCCAGGUUUAGUAAGUGUGCUUGAGCAGGGAAAUCCGCAAGCUGUGUCACAGACUGGUCAUCCAGGACUGGAAUUGGGAGACCCUGCUGAAAAGAUUUGCCGUACGUUCCUCUGGUCAUGUGUUCAAUUCCAAAUUCCUCUUGUACUACAGUCUGAUAGACAUCAUACAGGAAACUGCCCUUCAGAAUGUGUUCCUUUGGACAAACAAUUGAGUAGCACAUAUAGGGUUUUACCUGGACAUUUUGGACCGUUUUGAGUACUGUUUUUACAGCGUGUUUUUGGAGAGGAUGGGAUGAUGCAAAUUGCUCUGUUGCUGCAUCUGUUGCCAAUCAGCAAAGGGAGCAGCAGGAAAAGCUUCCUCCUGAUUGGUCCAGAUUUGCAGGUGUUUAUUUUCAUUGUUCCUGAUUGGUCCAGAUUUGCAGGUGUUUAUUUACAUUGUGCCAAGCUCCUAAAGCAAGGGAAAUGGAGAUUUUGACAUUUUAAGACUUUUUGGAACAACCUUUUGGAACAUUUUGAACAUUUUAAUCUUAUUUUAGAUACAUUUUACCAUUUUUGUAACUAUUAGGAUACAUGUAGAAAAAUGUCACGCCAGAGGUCGUCUUGGGUGUAAAAUUUUCUCAACAUCCUACAUUAUUUUUGUAUCGUCAAUGUUGUUGUGAUUCCUUGCCAUCAAAUGAAAGCUGAACAUUGGCAACAGACCAGAACCAGAACUUUAAAAAAAAAAAAAAGAGCUGUCCGUCUGUUUGGAUGUUGGAGCUUUUUUGUCUUAAUAAAGACCUCAGAUUUAUACCGUUGGCCGUUUUGGGCUCGAUUUCCAUCAACUCAGGGGUCUGCAAGAUCAGGAACACAGCGACACCCUUUUGCGGGACUUUCUAAAAGACUAAAUCUAGCUAGUUCAUCGGUCGGGUCUUUUGACAGCUAGGGAAGAUGGCAAUUAAUUUGAUUCUGGAAAGCAUUUGGCUCCGUAGCAAAACGGAUACCGUCGACUGGUGCGCACAAUGGUGUCAUUACAGUUGCAAAGAGGACGUGUGAGACUAUUUCAGGUGGAGUUAAAUGGACUAAUUCAGCUUCCUUCCAGUCAUUCACUGGCAGCUGCCCCGGCUUGGUCUGUACGGCUGUGAGUCUGAAAAGGAGGGGGGCAAGUCCACUUUCUAAGUACCAGCAGAUAAGUUGAUCCGCUUCUGCUUUUAAUUGUUUCAUUGUCUUGCUUAACUGAGAGCACAAUCCUCUUACUAGAUGAUUUAAAAAAAAAAACAGCAGCGGCUGCAGCGGGAAGCACGUUACCAGAAGGUUACAGGUCUCCCAUGUAGGUCUUGUAGGAUUUCUGGGUCCUCGACCUGCAUGCUAAUAAGUUGCACAGGAAGAGACUAACCGAUUGCUCCCCCCCUUCCUUUCAGUGAUGAGAUACAAACAGUCUGCACUGAUGGUAUCGAGGAAACUGGUUUUGGUUUAGUAACAGAAACAGAUCUUCAGGCUGCUGUGCUCUGAACAUAUAGAUUUCUCAAUUUAAAUAUAAACUGUAUUUGCCAGUAAAAGUUUUGAAAAAUC